AUGUUACUUCCGUACCCGGCCCGAUCGCUGCACUUGCUCAGGGCGGGCUUAGCCCUGCUCGUGUUCUUCACGAUCUACCGUUACUUGCACAUCUCCUCGAAGACGACCACGAUCGGCAAGCAGCCGGCUCAGAAUGCGCUUCCCGUGCACGAUGGUAGUCCAGCUGCACCGGUUCAAGGUGAUAUUCCCCAGGAUAAUAUCGCUUCCCAUGGGACUUCCAAGGAUGUCCCAGGCCUGCCGCCAGCGAGUGUACCGCCGCCUGAGUUACUCCCUCCAUCUUCACGGCCGGACACUCUCAGCAUGAACCUUCCUCUGCCGGACGAGUACGCCGUCCACGACCCAACAUCAGAGUUCUGCGCGGCGCGCUUCACCACCAAGUGGUUCGACGUGGUCCGCGCAGGCCACGUGCAGUACUGUAUCGGCAGCGCGGCCUCGCGGCUGCACUGCUUCCACACGCCGCCCGAAUUCCACAACGACCAGCACGUCGACACGUUCUGCAUCGCGCAAAAUGUCGUCUUCGACCCCGGCCGGGACAUGUUCACCCUCGACUGCCCCCUCACUAAGCACGUUCCCCCUGGAGUCCCCGCGUCCCCCUGGACCUUCCAUCAGUACUGGUACGAGACGGGCCCGGGGCCGAUCUUCUGGCGGUGGAUCACGCUGCAGGACACGGCCGGGAUGGUCAGGCACGCCCCGAUCAAGGGACCUGUGGUCAUAGGCGGUGGUGGCGUGGCAAAGCCAGCCUUGGGGUCUUCGUCGUUGUCGUCACCAGCCUCCCCAGGGCAGCAACCACAAUACGACCGUGAACCAGACUUACCAGGGCGACCAACUGAGCGAGCCGUGGUAGAGAACGAAGACAACGACCGCCGCAACAGCAGCAGCAGCCACCAUGAGAAACGUCGCUCACCAGCACCGGGACCAUCACAAGAUUCCUCAGACUCAACCUUGCGUCUCCUACUGUCCCCGGAGUCCAAGGCCCUUGAGAAGGCCGCCCUCGCCGCGUCCGAUUGGACCCCGCGCACAUUCACGUACCUUCUUAAGCGCGAAGGCUCGGGCAACAUCUUCCACUGCCUGCACGAGAUCCUGUCCAUGACGCAGACUUUUGACGCGCUGCGCACGACGCGCGACCCGGUCACGGGUAACCCCUUCUUCGUCACCAUGCAGGACGUCGCGAAUACGCAGAUCGUCAUCAUCGACGGGCACAGCGACGGACCGUACUUUGACCU
Messenger RNA from Microdochium trichocladiopsis, 1223 nucleotides. RefSeq lists its product as uncharacterized. The annotation marks the transcript as partial. NCBI's taxonomy places the organism in Eukaryota, Fungi, Ascomycota, Sordariomycetes, Xylariales, Microdochiaceae. The transcript has a single exon. The record is from RefSeq and is a predicted model, not a curated record.